UAUAGAUUUCACGGUAUGUCAUUUACGGCCAAACAAAACAAUAAUAAACGAUUCAUGGAAUUGAUGGACGAUAUUAAGGAAACACAAUGGGAAGAUGGAACCGAUCAGUGGAUCGUUAGAUUAAAUGGUAUGAAGAAAUUCGGACCACGAGAUAUUAACCGGUUGAUAAAGCGAAAUCCAGAAAAGUAUCAUAAUAACGUACACGUUAAAAAAUUAUUGGAGUUCUUUAGUGAUGCUGAUAAUAAUUUACGCCGAACAAUGAACACGAGAAGUCCCCUAUCGGUGUUAUGUCAUGGUGACUUCUGUCGAAAUAACAUCUUGUUCAAGUACAAUGACGAUAAUCGACCAAUUGCUACGAUUUUAUUAGAUCAUACUAAUAUUAGGUAUGGAUCUCUAGCUCUUGACUUGUCAUUCUUUUUAUUCCUCAAUACCGACCGACAGCUUCGUUUAAAUCGAUGGGACCAGCUAUUGGACGUAUACUGCGAAUCGUUAGCCGCAUCAGUUCCUAGUGGAAUUAAUGUGCCUGACCGCAAAAGUGUGGAGGCUGAAAUGUCCAAACACGCAGUGUACGGGUUGUCGUAUAUAUCCUUUUUCUUGCGAACAAUGAUGAGAGAUGAAAAUGAAUUAGACAUGAAUACAUUUAAUCAAAAUAACAUGGAAGAAUGGUUUGAAGGUUUAAUGAGUCUU
This is a messenger RNA of Daktulosphaira vitifoliae (grape phylloxera), 687 nucleotides long. RefSeq lists its product as uncharacterized. The annotation marks the transcript as partial. The record is from RefSeq and is a predicted model, not a curated record. The transcript has a single exon. Lineage: Eukaryota; Metazoa; Arthropoda; Insecta; Hemiptera; Phylloxeridae.